This is a messenger RNA of Rhagoletis pomonella (apple maggot), 780 nucleotides long. RefSeq names its product formin-like protein 1. The transcript has 5 exons. Lineage: Eukaryota; Metazoa; Arthropoda; Insecta; Diptera; Tephritidae. The record is from RefSeq and is a predicted model, not a curated record. The coding region runs from base 1 to 780 and encodes 259 amino acids.
AUGCUUGCAUUGCAAAAUCUAGAAGGUCAAACGGUCACCAAAAUUGCAACGCAUAUCGCUGACGCAGCUUGCGUGCCUCCCCAUAAUGAGGUCAAGGAAACGGUGAUCGUUUCAGAAGAAGCUAGCGAACUAGAACCGAAAGCUAAUAAGGAUAAUGGUGGCAAUGGAGUCGGAAGAUCGUGUCUGAACCAUAAUCUUAGUGUUAGCGUUAACCCUAAUCUUAAUCUUAAUCUUAGCCUUAAUCUCAGUUUCAACCUGAAUCUUAAUCUUAAUCUGAAUCUUAAUUUUGUUCUUAACCUCAAUAUCAACCUUAAGCUUAAUAAACUCUUCGUUGCUGUUUCCUUUGCCUUACUGGCCUGCGUCGUGGCUGAUGUCUCUCAUCUAGCACACAGUGGUUAUGAUUAUCCCGUUCCCGCACCGGCAUAUGAGGAAGUAAAAUCUGAACCGAUAGCACCACAAAAUACUUACAUUCCUCCAGCGCCGCCAGCGCCACCAGCUCCAGUGCUCGACAUACGUUCGGAACCAAGUGCUCCACCACCACCAGCGGCACCUAUAAAUACUUACAUACCACCAGCACCACCUGCGCCACCAGCUCCUGUGCACCACGCCAUACAUUCAGAACCAAUCCCGCCAGCUCCGCCAGCGCCAGCACCAGAGCCAGCGCCAGCGCCAGCACCGGCUCCAGCCCCAGCUCCUGCUCCCGAGCCAUCUGCUACUCUUGAAGAAGAUGGAUAUCACUACAAGAAUCCUCGUCGUGUGGUUUUCAGGUAUCGUUUCUAA